This is a messenger RNA of Candidula unifasciata, 708 nucleotides long. Lineage: Eukaryota; Metazoa; Mollusca; Gastropoda; Stylommatophora; Geomitridae. The record is from the annotation of a GenBank genome assembly.
AUUCGUGUGGUACUACAAUACCCAUCUGGCUCAAUGGACGGCACCCAACAGUUGAAGGUCAGAGUUCAUGUGGUAAUACUCUGGAUUGCUGCCAGUACAACGAUGAGAUGUUUGUGAAGAACUGCAACGGGUUCUACGUCUACUACCUCAACCCAAGCCUGGUCUGUCCCAGUCGCUACUGUGCCGGUUCAGCUAAAAGGUGUCCAGUGGGCAAGUGGUCCAGUACUGGAUUUGAACCCUGCCGGGACCCAGCUCCCGUGCUGUCGCAGCCUCCAGUGGUCAAGGGACCCAUAGUUGAAGCUGACCAGUCCUUUCAUUUCCAGUGUGAGAUCACCUAUGGCCCGUCUGAUGCAGACCAAGUGUUUGAAGUUUUCUGGACCUUCAAUGGACGAACUGACCCCUCCAUCAAACUACAAACACUGACCGCUGACCAGAGAGUGGCCACCUUAAGUGGUGACAAACUGGCAAGCCAUCCAGACACGAAUGUAGGCUGUCAGGUAAAUACAUAUUAUGUGGGGCAUGAGAAAGACAAGAAAACCUACAGCAGUAAGACGAACUAUUUUGGAGUUCAGGUCAGCCCUGGCAGACUGGACAUCAAGGAUAGGGAAGGACAGAAAGAUGUCACAGUGAUCUCAACUAUCCCAGUUGUAUGUGACCAGGGACCAACUUGUUGUGUAGACUUCACAAUCAUCAUUGAUGAUCAAACAG